Messenger RNA from Ogataea parapolymorpha DL-1, 450 nucleotides. RefSeq names its product calmodulin. The coding region runs from base 1 to 450 and encodes 149 amino acids. The record is from RefSeq and is a predicted model, not a curated record. Gene Ontology annotation, cellular component: myosin II complex. NCBI's taxonomy places the organism in Eukaryota, Fungi, Ascomycota, Pichiomycetes, Pichiales, Pichiaceae. The transcript has 2 exons. Gene Ontology annotation, molecular function: calcium ion binding.
AUGAGCGAGAAGUUAACCCCAGAACAGAUCGACGAGUUCAAAGAAGCGUUCAGCAUUUUCGACAAGGAUGGCGACGGCAAGAUUUCCGCAUCAGAGCUAGGCACAGUGAUGAGGGCGCUGGGCCAGAAUCCAACGCAGCAGGAACUGAACGACCUGGUGAACGAGAUUGACACGAACGGCAACUCCCUGAUCGAGUUUUCCGAGUUUCUCACCAUGAUGGCAAGACAGAUCAAGGAGCAGGACGUGGAGGCCGAGAUCCUGGAGGCGUUCAAGGUGUUUGACAGUGACGGUGACGGCAAGAUCUCCCAGACGGAGCUGGUCCGCGUGCUCACGACCAUCGGCGAGAGGCUCACAGAGGAGGAGGCCAGACAGAUGCUCCAGGCCGCCGAUACCGACUCGGAUGGCCAGAUCGACAUCGAGGAGUUCGCCAAGAUCCUGCGUGGGAAAUGA